Messenger RNA from Nicotiana tabacum (common tobacco), 2423 nucleotides. Its product is annotated as DEAD-box ATP-dependent RNA helicase 7. Lineage: Eukaryota; Viridiplantae; Streptophyta; Magnoliopsida; Solanales; Solanaceae. The record is from RefSeq and is a predicted model, not a curated record. Gene Ontology annotation, molecular function: RNA binding; RNA helicase activity; ATP binding.
UUUUCUCCUCCUCUUUCCUCUCCUGCUUCUGCACUUAACUGCCACAAGCGUUUUCAGCAGGAGAGCAUUCCCCUCACAUCCAUACAAAGAAACGCACCAACCCAUUAUCUAUCAUGCCUGCACUUGCUGUAACUGAAACAAUGGUCUCCGAAGUAUCCCAGAAGAAAAUGAAGAAGACCCCCAAAUCUCCCGCCGACACCCAUGAUUUAGAAACUCCUGCUGAUAAGAAAAGCAAAGAAAAAAAGUCGAAAAAGACCAAGAUUGAUUCUGGGUCUGAUUCAGAGGAGCUGAAGAAGAGCAAAAAGAAAGAGAAAAAGCGAAAAGCUUUGGACUUUGAUGAUGAGGAAGAGCAGAAGAGUGAAACGAGCUCCGAGAUAUGCGAGCCGAUAGAUGAGAAGAAUAGGAAGAAGAAUAAGAACGCUAAAUUGGAGGAGGAAGAAGUGGUUGUUGAGAAGAAAGUGGAGGAUCCUAAUGUGUUGUCUAAUUUUAGGAUUUCAAAGCCUUUAAGAGAGGCUUUGAAUGCUAAAGGAAUAGAAGCACUUUUCCCUAUUCAAGCUAUGACUUUUGAUGAUAUUCUUGAUGGGUCGGAUUUGGUUGGACGAGCUCGUACUGGUCAGGGUAAAACACUGGCAUUUGUUUUGCCCAUAUUAGAGUCCCUAACAAAUGGUCCUACUAAAGCAUUGCGAAAAACAGGAUAUGGGAAGGCUCCAAGUGUUCUGGUGCUUUUACCUACUAGGGAAUUGGCACUUCAGGUGUUUGCGGACUUUGAAGUUUAUGGCCGGGCUAUGGGGCUCACUUCAUGCUGUUUGUAUGGAAAUUCUCCCAUGGGAGCACAACAGGUUCAACUAAAAAGAGGAGUUGAUAUUGUAGUUGGUACUCCCGGAAGAAUUAAGGACCACAUUGAAAGGGGAAAUCUUGAUUUCAGGUCUUUAAAGUUUCGUGUUCUUGAUGAAGUCGAUGAAAUGUUAAAAAUUGGUUUUGUAGAUGAUGUCGAACUUAUUUUAGGCAAGGUUGAAGAUGCAAGCCAAGUUCAAACAAUUCUUUUCAGUGCCACUUUGCCAGACUGGGUGAAGCAUAUUGCUUCUAAGUUUCUGAAACCUGAUAAGAAAACGGUUGACCUUGUUGGUAAUGAGAAAAUGAAGGCCAGUAAAAAUGUGAGGCAUAUUAUUAUUCCAUGCUCUAGUUCUGCAAGAUCUCAGCUGAUUCCUGAUAUCAUUCGGUGCUACAGCAGUGGAGGCCGCACUAUAAUUUUUACUGAGACAAGGGGGUAUGCUUCAGAGCUAGCUGGCUUGUUGCCUGGGGCAAGUGCUUUGCAUGGGGAGAUACAACAGUCACAGCGUGAGGUUACACUUAAAGGAUUCAGAUCAGGAAAAUUCAUGACAUUAGUGGCCACAAAUGUGGCUGCCCGUGGAUUGGAUAUUGACAAUGUUCAGUUAAUCAUCCAGUGCGAAGCGACUAGUGAUGUUGAAGCAUAUAUUCAUCGAUCUGGGAGGACAGGACGGGCAGGAAAUACUGGUGUUGCUGUACUUCUGUAUGAUCCAAGGAAGUCCAACAUCUCUAGAAUUGAAAGAGAAUCUGGUGUGAAGUUUGAGCAUUUGUCUGCUCCACAGCCAGCUGAUGUUGCUAAAGCAGCUGGGAAAGAAGCUGCUGAUAUAAUUGCUGAAAUCUCCGAUAGUGUCAUACCCGCAUUUAAGGCUGCUGCGGAGGAGCUUCUGAAUACUUCCGACCUAUCACCAGCAGAGUUGCUUGCGAAAGCUCUUGCCAAGGCUGCUGGGUAUUCUGAGAUCAAGACUCGGUCGCUUCUUACUUCUAUGGAGAACUGUGUUACUCUGCUUCUUGAGUGUGGGAGGCCCAUAUUCUCACCUUCCUUUGUCUAUAGUGUCUUGAGGAGGUUCCUACCUGGGGAGAAGGUUGAAUCAAUCAACGGUCUUACUUUGACGGCCGAUGGAAAGGGGGCAGUUUUUGAUGUAUCUGCUGAGGACUUGGACCAAUUUCUUGCAGGCCAAAAAACUGCACAUGGCGUAAAUUUAGAGGUAGUGGAAGCGUUGCCUCAGUUGCAAGAGAGAGAGAAGCCAAGAGGUGGAAGAUUUGGAGGUGGUGGUCGUGGUGGCUUCUCUAACAGAAGAGGCGGAGGUGGCUUUUCUGGAGGAAGAGGGGGAAGAGGUAAUGGUAACUUUGGUCGCAGAUGGUAAGGAAUGAAUGCUGACACAAUUUUUUUGACAGCUGACAAUACAAGAUUUUGUCCAGUUGCAUUCAAAAUUUUGGUAUAGCGAAGAAAAUGUAAUCAGAUUUCAUUAAGGUUUCUUGCUAUGUAUUAAUUAAAUUUAUAUAGGUUUCGCCUCCCUGUACCUCUGCUUCAUUCAGUUUUUCGCUUGUUGGUUGGACAUUUCAAGUUAUUGGAUGACCAUUUAGUUUUGCGUGUA